CGCCGCCUCCAGAUUCGGAAUGACAGCUUUGAGAUUCCAGCCAUUCUCAAUGGUCUCUUAACAAUACCCAAGUUUUCCACGGUUGCGCCGCCAUCGAUCGAGUUCCACGGGCAAUCUGAACACGAGUACGCGAUAUCUGUCGCUUCUUUUUUCUUCUUUUCUUUCCCUUCUCUUAUUUCUCUUCGUCCCUACGCAGUCUACCUACUCCGCGCAACAACGCCUAACAUCCCCGGGUCCUUCAGCGCGCUCAACCGUCGCGGGUACCUUCUGACGAAGAGCUUCAGGCAGCCCAAGCUGCCCGGGCUUAUCCCGAAGCCCUUAUCCCGAAGCCCAAUAAUCGAGAUCGAGAACCAACCGCCGUCGGCCGCUGCAUUCCCGCAUCGACAUUGAUGAUUGCCCGACUUGUUGUUUGCGCACCAUGAGGUUCGGGGGAGCUCUGCAGGCGGCAGUCGUGCUGGCCACGGCCCUCUGGGCGACGCCCCUCGCCGCGAAGAAGAAGGAUCAUCCGACAUUCCACGUCAAGGCGUUCGAGAACAUACCCAGAAACGUCAAUUACUUCUCCGACUCGGACACCGUCCUGUUCCACGACACAGACGCCAACAAUGUCUACCUCUCCCACGACCACGGCGUGAAGUGGGAGCGCGUGGACGCAGUUCCCGAGGGCAGGGCCUGGCUGCUGUACAUGCACGUGUUCGAUCCCAACCGCGCAUACAUCCUUACCGAGGGCACCACCCACUUCAAGACCAGCGACCGCGGCAAGACAUGGGACAAGUUCAAGACUAGCGCCGACACGAGCGCGUUCCGCGGCGACAUCCUCCAGUUCCACGCCACGGACCCCGACCGCAUCCUCUUCAACGGCAUGCGCUGCGACGGCUUCCUCUGCCAGGAAGUCGCCUUGUAUACGACCGACGGUUUCGAGACGCCCGCCAAGGAGCUGCGCAGUAACACAAACGGGUGCUGGUGGGCCAAGUCUUCGGACCUCUUCACCACGGGGUCCGAGGAUCUGGACAAGAACCGCGUGCUCUGCAUCGUGAGGGACGCGUUCUCGCCCUUCAAACAGGACCAGCGCCUCCUCAUCUCGGACAAUUUCUUCAGCCCUUCGCACGAGAGCAGCGACAUCCAAGAGUUCGAGCCGAACCUCGACAUGGACAAGCCGGUACAGGGAGUCGUCAACGUUGCCGUCGUAAAGAAGUACCUGCUUGCGGCCACGAGCUCCAUGAACACGGACGAGAUGGCUCUCUUUGUCACGGACGAUACCAAGAGGUGGCACCGCGCCGUCUUCCCGGCUAGCCACGAUGACCACGACCACAGGGUCCUGCAGGAAGCCUACACGGUGCUCGAGAGCACCAACUACAGCAUCCAGAUCGACGUCAUGACGACGCGGCCGUCGAACCCCAUGGGCGUCCUGUUCACGAGCAACUCCAACGGCACCUAUUUCACUGAGAACAUACCGCAUACCAACCGCAACUCGAGGGGCCACGUCGAUUUCGAGAAGAUUACCGGCAUUCAGGGCGUCUUCUUGGUCAACAAGGUCGACAACUGGGAAGAGGUGGCGAAGAAAGGGAGCGCCAAGAAGAAGCUCGUGACGGAGAUCACGUUUGACGAUGGCCGCACCUUCGAGUCGGUGACGGCGGACGGCAAGAGGAUCCAUCUCCACUCGGUAACCGAGUUGAGCAACGUGGGGCGCGUCUUCUCGAGCCCCGCGCCGGGCCUCCUCAUGGGUAUCGGCAACAAGGGUGAGCACCUCAAGGAUUACUGGGAGGACGGCGACCUCUACGUCUCGGACGAUGCGGGCGUGACGUGGAAGAAGGCGCUGGACGGGCCUCACAAGUACGAGUUUGGCGACCAGGGUUCCAUUCUCGUCGCGAUACGGGACUCCCAGGAGGCCGACGUCGGCGAGAUCAGCUACUCGCUCGAUCACGGGCUCACCUGGACCAAGCAGGCCCUGCCCGACGGUCUCAAGAUCAGGCCGUACAUUCUCACGACGACGCAGGAGUCAGCUAGCCUCAAGUUCCUCCUCAUCGGCAUGACGGAGACGUCGCCGCGCUGGCGGGUCAUCUCGAUCGAUUUUGAGGGUCUCCACGAGGCCACCUGCGGCAAGGACGACAUGGAGGAGUGGUUCGCGCGCGUAGACAAGGACGGAAAGCCGACCUGCCUGAUGGGCCACACCCAGAGCUUCCAGCGCCGCAAGAAGGAGGCCAAGUGCUUCCUGAAGCAGGAGUUCAAGCACGCCGUGGCCAAGACGGAAGACUGCGAGUGCACAGACAUGGACUACGAGUGCGACUUCAACUUCGUGAGGGAGGACGGCAAGUGCGUCCAGAAGGGCCCCAUCAUCCCGCCAGAGGGCGCGUGUCGCAACGCCAAGCCGGAUGACACCUUCAAGGGCACGUCGGGAUACCGCAAGAUUCCGGGGAACACAUGCAAGCCGACCAAGGAGAUGGACGAAAAAUACAAAGAGGUCGACAGGAAGUGCUCCGAGAUCGUCGGGGCGCCGCCCACGGGCCCUGCGACGGACGAGAUCGAGCAGACCCGAAACGUCUUCGAGGGUGACUGGGACGGGUGGGACAAGCACUACCUGGAACGGGGCGAGUCGAGCUCGACCGAGGGCGAGACCAUCAUCAUGCGCGGGCGCACAAGCACAAAGGUCGGCCCCGUCUACGUCACGGAGGACCACGGCAAGACGUGGAAGGCCCCGAAGGAACUGGAGGAGGAAAAGAUCCAGUACAUCAUCCCGCACGCCUACUUCAAGGAUAUGGUCUUCUUCAUCACCUCGGGCAAGAAGGUCAUCUACACAGCGGACCGCGGACGUACCUUCCACAGCUUCAAGGCGCCCAACGAGCUCGAUCCGGACGUGUUCCCUCUGGCAUUUCAUCCGGACAAGAAGAACUGGCUGAUCUGGAACGGGAGGAAGUGCGAGGACUCGAACGACUGCUACGGAGUUGCCUCCUGGAGCAAGGACGGCGGAGACCACUGGCAGACGGCCGCCAAGAGCUCCCGGCGGUGCGAGUUCACCGGCUCGAGCGCUUACAAGUACCCGAACCGCAAGCAGGAGCAGAUCAUCUGCCUCAAGCACCAGAAGGAGGGCAAGGCCAAGGAGAACCCGAUGGUGUUGGUCUCGACGGACGAUUGGUUCGACAACGAGGAGGUCCGCGCAGAGAACGUCAAGGGGUUCGCCACCAUGGCCGAGUUCAUCGUGGUCGCCACCUCGAACCCGGCCAACGAGACUCUUCAAGCCAGCGCGAGCCUGGACGGGGUCACCUUUGCGGACGCGCGGUUCCCGCACGGCUUCGACGUGCCGCACCAGCACAUCUACACUGUGCUGGACAGCUCGACGCACGCUGUCAACUUGUUUGUGGCCACGGACAUGGACGGGGGGUAUUGCAACUUCGGCACCGUCCUCAAGAGCAACUCGAACGGGACGUCGUACGUGGUCAGCGCGAAGAACGUCAACUGCAACGAGGCCGCGUACGUCGACUUUGAGAAAGUUGCGGGGCUGGAAGGCGUCGCGCUCGUGAACGUGGUCGCCAACCCCAACGAGAAGACGUCGGCGCCAAAGAAGCUGCAGACCAAGAUCACGCACAACGACGGCGCCCAGUGGGCGUACCUGGCUCCGCCGGCCGAUGACGAGUUCGGGAAGUUCCCCUGCCACUCGGACGGCGAUGAAAAGUGCGCACUGCACCUGCAAGGCUAUACGGAGCGCAGGCUCCGUGGCGACGGCAACACGUACUCGUCCGAGACGGCCGUCGGUAUCAUGUUCGCGUGGGGCAACGUCGGAGACAGGCUGGGUCCGCGGAAGGACUGGGACACGUUCAUGACCACCGACGCAGGCCUCACCUGGAAACGGGUCAAGCGGGGACAGUGGACGUGGGCCGUUGGCGACCAGGGCGGCAUCAUUGUGCUCGUCCAGACUACGGCUUCCUCAUCGCCAGAGAAGACGAAGAAUCUCGUCUACUCGCUCGACCAGGGCAAGACUUGGAAAGAGCACGAGUUCGCGUCCGAGGAGGUCGAGGUCUGGGACGUCACGACGCUGCGUUCCGGCGGCUCCCGAAACUUCCUCCUCUGGGGCAAGGAUAGCGAGGGCGCCUUCACUCUGAACCUCGACUUCUCCGGCUUCAGCGAGCGCGUCUGCAAGUACGACGACGACGCGGAAAAGUCGGACUACUACCUCUGGUCGCCCAAGCACCCGAUGCAGCCCGACGGCUGCCUCUUCGGUCACGUCUCGCAGUACCUGCGGAAAAAGGCAGACCGCAAGUGCUACAACGACUUUAGACUGCAGCCUCUAUACGGCAAACAGAACUGCACCUGCACCCGUGCCGACUUUGAAUGCGACUACAACUACGAACUGGAUGCCUUUGGCCAAUGCUCGCUCGUCCCGGGCCUGUCGCCCAAGGACCCGGUCGAGUGGUGCAAGCAGAACCCGGAAGCGAUCGAGUACCACGAGCCGACGGGGUACCGGCGGAUCCCGCUGACGACGUGCGCGGGCGGCCGGCAGCUCGACAAGGAGUCGCGGACGCACUCGUGCCCCGGCCACGAGGACGAGUACGAGCGCAGGCACGGCGCGUCGGGCGUCGCCGUCUUCUUCGCCGUGACGAUCCCCUUCACCCUGGCCGCCGCGGCGGGCUGGUACGUCUGGCGGCACUGGAACGGCAAGUUUGGCCGGAUCCGCCUCGGCGAGCAAGGCGGCACCGUCUUCGAGGCCGACCAGCCUUGGGUGCGCUACCCGGUCAUCGCGCUGAGCGCCGUGGCGGCCGUCGUCAUGUCCCUGCCCGUCGUCGCCGGCGCCGUCUGGAGGAGCGCAAAGGGAAUGUUCGGAGCGGUCGGGAUCGGCGGCGGCGCCGGCGCCGGCGACGGGAGGGGCCGCUGGAGCCGGCUCGGAGGUGGCGGAGGUACCAGGAGGUUCACGACGCGGGACAGCUUUGCCAGGGGCGGGGACUAUACGAUCGUGGAUGACGACGAGGGCGAGCUGCUUGGUGAGGAUAGCGACGAGGAUGUAUGAACGAGCGAGGGUUUUUUUUUUCUUUCUUUCUAUCUUCUGGGGGGAGUGUCGUAUCGUUCGUUCUCUUUGGUAUACGUUUGGUCUGUUGUCGUCGCCUUGAGAGCAGAAUAUAAAAAUAUGGAUGGACUAGAGCAGAGAGACAAGGUGAGAGAGAGCAUUGGCUACUAGUGAUGGUUACGUGGUUGGUAUGCAAGCCUCAGGACAUGUAUGUAUACUAUACUGUCUUGCGUACAGUACAUUAUGGAUAGGUCUUACGGGAGGAGCUGGAGGCGGGUAGAUCUCCCGACGUCGCCUACUAUGAAUGAUCGCCGAGUGGAACAACAAUUUUCUUGUUUAUACGUUAGGGUUAGUUAUUUAAUUCAGAGAGAGCACGAGGAGAGAGU
This is a messenger RNA of Thermothelomyces thermophilus ATCC 42464, 5379 nucleotides long. RefSeq lists its product as uncharacterized. Lineage: Eukaryota; Fungi; Ascomycota; Sordariomycetes; Sordariales; Chaetomiaceae. Bases 419 to 4996 code for a protein of 1525 amino acids. The record is from RefSeq and is a predicted model, not a curated record. Gene Ontology annotation, biological process: protein targeting to vacuole; Golgi to endosome transport; Golgi to vacuole transport. The transcript is spliced from 2 exons. Gene Ontology annotation, cellular component: Golgi apparatus; membrane. Gene Ontology annotation, molecular function: protein binding.